AUGCGCACGCGAUGUUGGAGCUUGCCAAUGGUCAACCCCCGUCGCGCCUGGACAAUGCUGGCCUGGGUCUUCCUGCUGUCGCUAUGGUCCACUCUGGCGGAAGGGAUGAGAGAUUAUCAAAUUAAAGAGCUGAGGCAAGAAACGGAGCACAUGUUCUACCAUGGAUUUGAAAACUACCUCGAGCACGCCUUUCCCGAAGAUGAAUUGCGCCCACUCACAUGUGGCCCCUUGACCCGCGACGAAAAAUAUAACGAUAACAACGAUGUGCUCGGCAACUAUUCCUUGACUCUAAUCGACAGCCUGUCGACCCUGGCUAUAUUGUCUUCGAGUCCGGAAAGUGGAGAUCGGUCCCUGGGGUAUUUUCAAGAUGGGGUGAAAGACUUUGUCAGAUUGUAUGGGGAUGGUUCCAGGGGCCCUGCUGGUCGGGGAGAACGCACCAGGGGAUUCGAUAUCGACAGCAAGGUGCAGGUGUUUGAGACGGUCAUUCGAGGACUGGGUGGAUUGCUCAGUUCCCACCUUUUCGCUAUAGGUGAACUUCCUAUCACCGGAUACAACCCAUCAGAGCAGGAUGCUGCAUUCGCUGGUGCAUGGGACAAAAGCAAAUUUUCGGAAGAUGCCCAUGGAAUUGAAUGGAGAAAUGGAUUUGUCUAUGAUGGUCAAUUUCUUCGGCUGGCUGUCGAUUUAGCAAACCGCCUCCUUCCAGCAUUUUAUACAGAGACCGGUUUACCCUAUCCGCGAGUCAAUUUACGACACGGGGUACCGUUCUACGAGAACUCACCUCUGAAUCUCAAGGCGGAGGGAAACAAACGAAAGAAAUAUUCGUACCUUGCAAAUGCCGAGGUUACCGAGACUUGCAGCGCGGGCGCCGGCAGCUUGGUACUGGAAUUCACCGUCUUGAGCAGGCUCAUUGGGGAUGGUCGAUUUGAGGAACUUGCUAAAAGAGCAUUUUGGGCGGUUUGGGCCCGCCGAAGUGAUAUCGGCCUGGUUGGAUUUGGCAUUGACGCCGAAUCUGGAAAGUGGGUUGGCUCGUACUCGGGGAUUGGUGCUGGUAUUGACAGCUUCUUUGAGUAUGCUUUCAAAUCCCACGUUCUUCUUUCUGAAGGAGAACGUCCGCCUUUUGAUACGAAAAGUCCUUGGAAGAUACUGGAUGAAUAUUACCUCCCCUUGACUGAGGACCAGCAUUCUCCAGAUGCCUUUCUCCAAGUCUGGGAAGACUCUCACACCUCAAUCAAUCGCCAUUUAUACCGUGGUGAGGGGUAUCAACAUCCACACUUAGUUGUGGGAGAUGUCAUAACCGGAGCUACGCGAGCCUUCUGGAUUGAUAGUCUGAGUGCUUACUAUCCCGGCCUACUCGCUUUGGAUGGAAAGCUGGACGAGGCUAUUGAAAUCCAUCUUCUCACAACCGCAAUCUGGACGCGCUUCUCUGCCCUCCCUGAAAGGUGGAACGUGGCUACUGGUGAUAUCGAUAACGGUCUUUCCUGGUACGGAGGUCGACCCGAAUUCAUCGAGUCCACAUACUACAUUUAUCGGGCAACUCAGGAUCCAUGGUAUUUGCAUGUUGGUGAGAUGGUACUGCGCGAUAUUAAGAGACGUUGCUGGACGAAGUGCGGAUGGGCGGGUCUGCGCAACGUUCAAACUGACGAAAAGAUCGAUCGUAUGGAAAGUUUCUUCCUCGGAGAGACUGCCAAGUAUAUGUUCCUUCUCUUCACCCCCGAUCAUCCGUUGAAUAAAAUGGAUGCCCCAUGGGUUUUUUCUACGGAGGGCCACCCUUUAAUCAUUCCGAAAAAGACCAGGCCAACUCAACCCCGUCGCCGGCAAGACGUUGAGCCUUUCCGGCAUACGGCUGAUGAUAUUUGCCUCGCACCUCUUGCUCCAUCCAGCUUUGGUGCAUCGUCGACGGCAUCGCGUUCUGAUAUUUUCCACGCUGCCAGCUUGGCGCGCUUACAUCUUCGACCUCUGGGUGGCACAGAUGAAGGUGCCAUCUUGGAAGACUCACCUCAUCAUCCGAGUGUGUCGAUAUCUGAUCUGUCAUCGCCAAGCAAUUACACAUUCUAUCCGUGGACGCUCCCACCACAGUUGGUGCCCUUCAAUGCGACCAGUGCGCCAAUGGCUCUCCGUCCCACGCUUGAUAUAUCAUUCCCAUCCCUCCCCGGUGGUGUCAACAUGGGCCCGGGGGCUUUGGAGCGUGUACAUGAUGGUAUUUUAAUCAAAACGGUCGGAGGGCUUCGAUUGAGCAUGAUACAAGAUGUUCCAAUGUGGGCGAAUGGCAGGAGCAGUGAGGACGGAUUCCGGGUACAAGUGAUCAACAAUGUACCUCUAGGCAAAGAUGAGAAGGUAUACCUCUCGCGCCAGAUCACAUUUGACAUUGUUGAUCCCUAUGACCCCAACUUCACCCGAGUACGGGAUAAUGCCAUUGUUGAUCUCGUCAUUGACGUUCUUCCAGAACCCCCUCGACGAAAUAAUGGCUCGGUUAAUACAAGAUCUGACCAGCCUGCAGCAGAGCAAUCCGGCGAUUCGGAAAACCCAGAGUCUCACGUCGUUCGGCAUAGACCCGUUGCCCAUGAUGAAAGUCCAAUCGUCGAGUCCCCCAUGAAAACCAUGCUAUCAUCGCUGGUCAACUCAGUGUCAUCUCUUCUCCGUGAUGAGCCCGCCGAAGCUAUGCCGCUCCGACUCAGUCUCCCGGCUACUAUUCCUACUGGCAUCGGGGCCGCCCCCCUCCCCGAGGUUGAAGAUGCCCUCGGUGUAUCGCUGUCUGGUGACCCAUCCUCGUCGCGACUCACAUGGUCAUCAAUAUACUUUGCAGGUGAUCUCUGCAAUGAGCGAGUCCUGCGCGAUACCGUUCAGACCCACGAGAUCCUCGUUGUGAAACGCGGCGGCUGUACCUUCUCCCAAAAGAUGCGCAACAUCGCCGCUUAUAGACAGUCGCGUUCGUCCCUGAAACUUGUCGUUGUCGUGUCUUACGACGAUGAAGUUCCUCCCCAGCAGGCUGAUCCCGAGCAAGAUGAAGUAUAUUCCGAGGAGUCGCCGCCAAUCUCUCCUCUGGCUGCCUUGCGCGCAGAACCAUACCUCAUUCGUCCACAUCUCGAUGAGAACCAGAUAACGGCCAGUGGUAUUCCGCGGAACCACCUCAUUAGUAUGGUCAUGGUUGGCGGGGGUGACGAGACAUAUAAGCUCUUGCAAGCUGCUACUGGCGUUGGGGUUCGGAGAAGGUACACAAUGCGAUCCCAGGGCGUCCCGAUCACUAAUUUACAUAUCAUUUGA
Penicillium verhagenii is the source of this 3261-nucleotide messenger RNA. RefSeq lists its product as uncharacterized. Lineage: Eukaryota; Fungi; Ascomycota; Eurotiomycetes; Eurotiales; Aspergillaceae. Gene Ontology annotation, molecular function: mannosyl-oligosaccharide 1,2-alpha-mannosidase activity; calcium ion binding. Gene Ontology annotation, biological process: mannose trimming involved in glycoprotein ERAD pathway; endoplasmic reticulum mannose trimming; carbohydrate metabolic process. Bases 1 to 3261 code for a protein of 1086 amino acids. Gene Ontology annotation, cellular component: endoplasmic reticulum; membrane. The record is from RefSeq and is a predicted model, not a curated record. The transcript is spliced from 4 exons.